Anopheles stephensi (Asian malaria mosquito) is the source of this 1906-nucleotide messenger RNA. It is a transcript of the gene Jhbp12, whose product is annotated as protein takeout. The transcript has 4 exons. The coding region runs from base 1099 to 1872 and encodes 257 amino acids. The record is from RefSeq and is a predicted model, not a curated record. NCBI's taxonomy places the organism in Eukaryota, Metazoa, Arthropoda, Insecta, Diptera, Culicidae.
GCAGAGGAUCGUUCGAACCGUAGCGGGUGUGGCGGGAUGGGAUACAAAGGGGAGGUCUAUCGCGGAGGCGUCGGGAAGGAGCAUAAAGAGGGAUGGUAGAAACAGGAGGGAAGGGACAUCAAGUUCAUUUAACAGGAGACCUGCAAUGAAGCUAGCACGGAUAUGGAAAUGCCAAUCCUCAAUGGUUUCUAGCCCAAGAAGACGGCAACGGACUGGAUAGGGAGGGGAGAGCAAGAUGCUAACCGUUAAGGAAGCGCCGAACAGCUGCACGAGUGAAUUUGCGCUGAACCUCUCUCCAGUCUGGUCAUCGCAGUGGAGCCUGGGGGGGAGACCAGACUACAGCCGCGUAUUCCAAGGAGGAGCGCACCCAACAGCGCAGUACAGGGACUUCAAGCAGAGGGGAGCGCCGAUUUCGGACGAUAGCCUAAUGAUCAGACCCAGUGAUUUGUUAGCCUUGCUGAUAACAUAAUCAAUGUGGGAACUGAAUCAAUUAGUUAGCGGAUAGAGAUGACGAUAAUAAAAGUGAAAUGGCUUAGACUUCGAAUUUAACGUUGCAUUUAAAGACUUGCUAAAUUGUUAUCUUGGCAAAUGAAGUUUAUUCUUUUGUUUGAAAUGGUCAGCAGUAGCCUUACGGCACUGUACCGAUCAAAGAUUUAUGACUGACUGCAUAUUAAAUACGUCUGGCGGGACGCUCCAGACAGAAGACAAUGCACUUGCACUCUGCGUUUCCCUGCCUUGUGUAUGAUCGAUUUCCAAACCGCAACCUGCUCAAUACGCGUGCCAGUGACGUCGGCCAGUGGAUCGCCGACCGGUUCGGCUAGGACGUGAUCAUGAUGCUUAAUUAAACCAACCGCAUGGUGGUGGUCUGAAUGCGUGUCAGCACCAUCUGGACACAAGAACGCCGGUAUCUUCCGGGUUUUCGAUUCAUCUCUUGUCGAGCAGCAGAAACAAAGAGGAAUGUAGUGCUGCUGAUCUCAGUGAGUGAGUUCUCUAUAAAACGACCGAUCAGCCGGCAAUACGAUCCACACUCCGCUCCGACGGUAGAGUAGACAGGAUCGUCCAACUGAUAGUGAUCGCUCGCGCACUAAGGUAACAACGAUGAGCAUAACCACGAGGUACGUUCUGCACUGCUUGGCGAGCAUUUGCUUCCUUGCGUUGGCGCUCACCACCAUCGAGGGAAAGGAUUUGCCAAGCAGUUUUGAGAAGUGCCAUCGAAGCGAUCCUCAGUUUGAUCAGUGUCUACGGAGUGCGGUAAAUGGGGCGAUUCUGUUGCUGAAGGAUGGGCUGCCGGAGUUCGGUAUCUUGCCGUUGGACCCGCUGGCCGUGGAUUCGCUCGUGAUUGAGCAGGGUAAACCGUCGUCGCCUAUCAAGCUGAAGCAACACUUUACAAACGUCCGGUUAAGCCACCUGACCGAAUCGAACAUACUGAAGUACCGAACUGAUCUCAAAAAGCUAAUCAUCAAGGCGGAAGCGAUCACACCACAGAUUCAGUUUGUGGGCAACUACACCAUGGAUGGGCGGAUAUUGGUGUUGCCGAUAACGGGCAAAGGGGUAGCCAACAUUACGCUGCAUCGGUUGAAGACUCAUCACGAACUGAUUGGAGAGCUGGUCGAGCGUAACGGCGAACAGUACAUGCACAUCCGGAAGUAUCUUGUCCACUUCGAACCGAAGCUGGUAACGUUCCAGUUUGGCAAUCUCUUUAACGGAGAUGAACGACUAGGCAAAACCAUGCACCAAGUGCUGAACGACAACUGGGAGGUUGUGUUCCGGGAGCUGCGCAGUUCGUACGAGGACACGUUCGGCUACAUCUUCAAAAAGAUUUCCAAUCAAAUCUUUCUCAAGGUACCGAUGAAUAAAAUCUUCCCUGAGUAGUGGUAGUCUAUAAGGAUAAGAAACUCUACACGAA